AUUCAGCAAGAUGGUUUAUACUCCGAAGGACAGGUCUGCGGCAGAGUGGGCGCCUACGUCCCGGGGAGGGGGGUUCGGAUAUCCCCCAGCGUUGUCUGGGCCCGCAUAUGGGGCAGGGCUCGUGCGCGGCUGCACACACCGAAGGUGGCGCCCGGCGAGGACGCGGAAGAGCUGUUCUUCCGGCUGGGGUACACGGAUGGCCUCCCCGUCCUCCUGCCCACGCGGGCGCGCGUGCGCGCGAUGCUCCGCGGCACCGCGCUGGGUGCGGGCGACGUGCUGGGCAGGUGUCCGCCCUCGCUCGCGGAGGUCACGGUGGAGAAGCUCGCCAUCGCCGCGGUGAUGGCGGGCUGCACCCCGGAGAUGUUCAGGAUCGUGGUGGCCGCGGCCAAGGCCAUGUUGCUUCCAGAGUUCGGCCUCCAUCCGACGCCACCACCAUGGGCGCCACCCCGGUGGUGGUUGUGAACGGGCCGUGCCGGCAUGCCGCAGCCGUCAAUUUCCGCCAUGGCGCUUGCGGCAGCGGCAGCCGCAGCACGAGCAUCGGCCGCGCCCUCAAGCUGCUGGUGCAGAACGUGGGCCGCUCGAAGCUGGCCGGCACGGAGUCCACCACCAUCGGCACCCCGAUGAAGUUCGGCCUGUGCUUUGCGGAGUGGGAGGAGCGCUGCGGAGCGUGGGAGCCGCUGUCGGUGGCGCAGGGGGGCGCCGGGCGGGGCGAGGAUGCGGUGACAGUGAUGGCGGCGUCGUCGGGGCCCGUGCAGCUGGUGGACUUCUUCUCUGGGCCGUGGGAGCUGGUGCGUCUGCUGGGACACCACCUGGCCGGCACGUAUUCGCCGUCCACGCCCCUGGUCAACAACUGCCUGCUGGUGAUCUCGCCCGAGCACUACGACACGCUGCUUAAGGCCGGGAUGGACUCGAAGCAGAAGCUGGCGAGGGCGCUGUGGAAGGAGAGCUCAAGGCACAUGGUGAGGCACCUCCCCGCGAUCCUGGUCCGGCUCGGGAAGCUGAGGGCGUCGCGGGUGCCAUCCUUCGUCUUCCGUGCCCUGGGCUGCACGCUCGCCGCAGUGGGCUUCUUCAUGAGCUGCCUAGGCAGGCCGCCGACCCUGAUCCCGAAGUACAACAGCCCGGAGUCCUUCCAGAUCGUCGUCGCCGGGGGCGAGGCCGGCAAAUUCUCGAGCCUCAUGCCGGGCUUCGGGGUCGGCAGGGCGCCGAUGUCCACCGCGGACAUGUCGCGCCCCGUCACCGCGCGGGUUGAGGCGAGGCCCGCGGCCCUGGACGCCGCCCCGCCGCCCUCGGGCCACCACGCGGGCGGCGCGCCCGGCGACCUGCUCCGCCCGGGCCCCGAGGCGC
Molecule: messenger RNA, 1344 nt
Organism: Prorocentrum cordatum
Lineage: Eukaryota; Dinophyceae; Prorocentrales; Prorocentraceae
Source: the annotation of a GenBank genome assembly